Molecule: messenger RNA, 987 nt
Organism: Anoplophora glabripennis (Asian longhorned beetle)
Lineage: Eukaryota; Metazoa; Arthropoda; Insecta; Coleoptera; Cerambycidae
Gene: mRpS7
Product: 28S ribosomal protein S7, mitochondrial
Exons: 4
Coding region: 210-911 (233 amino acids)
Biological process (GO): translation; ribosomal small subunit assembly
Cellular component (GO): ribosome
Molecular function (GO): mRNA binding; rRNA binding; structural constituent of ribosome
Source: RefSeq, a predicted model, not a curated record
AUUGAAAUAAUGUACACUUUUAGAAUUAACGGGUGUCAUAUCAUAUGUGUAUAAAGUAUCACAAUAAUCACAAAACAUGUAAUAUAGGUACAAACAUAUAUAAAGAGUACUAGUGAAAGAAUAAAAAUAUUAUACAAACAUACAGAAACAAGAAAUUUGAAUUUUUUUUAAAUUGCGUUGCGCACCCUACAGCUGCGCAUGAUUGAACAAUGACGGCGAUAAAUAAAUUAUUCUUUAAUUUCAGAAUAAUUAGAACAAAAUCGCCAUUAAUCGGUGCAUUUAUUCAACAAAAUGGAAUGUCUCAGUACCCAAGUUAUUAUAUUCAACCUGUUUAUAAAAAGGAGGCACAGGAAGAUCUCGUAAGAAUCGGAGAAGCCCAAAAAUUGGCUCAUAUUCCCAUCAGAGCUGCAUUAAGCGAUCAAACUAGCUCCCAAACUCAAGAUGCUUUAGUAAAUUUGUUUAUCAAUUACUGUAUGAGAGACGGUUUAAAAGUGCUAGCUAGGUCUUUGAUAGAAAAAUCAUUUGAAAAUGUGAAAAGGAUGCAGAUAGAAAAAUAUCACAAAUGUCAAAAUGAAGAGGAUAAAAGUAAAAUCGAACUAAACCCUAAAACGAUAUUUUGCAAUGCUAUUGAAAACUGCAAACCAGUUAUGCAACUUACACCCAUUAAACGAGGAGGUGUAAAGUAUCAAGUACCUGUUCCAAUUACAGAAAAGAAAGCUCAGUUUUUAUCAAUGAAAUGGUUGAUUGCUGCCGCAAGGGACAGAGACACGAGAAAUAUACAGUUUCCGACACAAUUAGCACGUGAACUAAUAGAUGCUUCAAACAAUACAGGACGAGUUAUAAAAAGAAAACAAGACCUACAUAAACAAUGUGAAGCAAAUAGGGCAUAUGCCCAUUAUAGAUGGAGUUAAAUAAAUACACAAGUAAUUUAAAUAAUUUUAUUUCUGUAGAUACCUACCUAAAGAAUAAAUUACAUAACUCGCUUAA